AAGACAGUCAUAAGAUUUUUUUUCGUGGUGAACAGUGUUAAUAAAUAGUGGAAACUAACUUGAAUGAGCAUAACUAAACCUGAUAUUGAAAAUGAGCAUCCCUUUAGUGUGUUCCAAUAUAGAUUCUUUGGUCAUCACCAAAACAUUGUAGUGAGGGUUAUUUUUAUUACCUUUUUACCUAUAUAGUUUCACAUUACUUCAUUAAAAUAGUUUAACCUGACUGGCCUGUUUCAUAUAGGGUAAGUAGAUUAUCAAAUGGAAAGUUGAUACCUGUCUCUCUUUAUAACUGAAAACAAUGUAUGGAAGUUUGAUUUGUCAAAGUUUUGUUGUUUUCAGGUAUAAUUUAGUUAAAAUUAUAAGUAAACAUUAGAUAUACAGUAAACUGCAUCUGUUAGAUAACAAAGCUGAUUUCUCUAUCAGUGUGGUUUUCUAUUUCUUGAUUGUAUGUAUAAUUGUUAUAUUACAGAAUUGUAUUAUGCCCAUGUAUACAUUGAAGUGAAGAUUAAUUACGCUAAAAAUGUUUGUGACAUUGUGUAAUGGCAAUCCUGCAGCGGUUAACUUAGUAUUUGUGUCUCAAUAUAUGGAUGAUAUGACUGGAUAUUCUCUUAAAUGGAGUCCGGGGGUCAACAAUGUUUUAUUAAUCAAUGAAUUUGUUAAAACAAUAACAGGGAACCAGGUAACUUUCGAACAAUAUAAUAGAUUUAGAAAUCUACACUUUUUUUGGAAACUUUCAAAAGCUGAAAUUCCAAGUAAUUCACGCUUGAAGCUGCCUAUUCAUAGAUGGGAGCCUGCAUGCCUCAGACGAAGUUGUUCAUGUUUUGGCAGAAAGAUUUUUUUCUUUCGUUUAUAGCAAAUAAACGGAAUUCACGAUUAUUUGUUUAUGACCGUUCAUCGAUCGGUUCCAAAAUCGGUUCAGAAUUAAUCGCGUUACAGUCGAUUUUCUAGUUAACUCUGCAUCUUUCAAUAUAUAUUGUAUUUGUUUACUAGCGGCUCUUGACCGCUCCAGUAUGGCAGACGCGCAAACGCAUAGCGGCGACAGCCAGCAGCGGUCAAUGAGGUAUCUAUGUUUUUAUAUCUAUGGCUUUGGCCAUUUUGUUAGGUCAUUUCCUCUUUCCCAGGACAGCUAUUGGUUAGUUGAUAUCACGUGAUAAUGUGCGGAUCCGGUCGGCUACGAAGUCAGCUUCCUGCCCGGUAGGGAGGAGAACGUAAAUAGUCUUUGUGCGAUCAUUUUUGACGUACGCCGACGCUUCGCUGACCAUGGUAAAAUGCAUGGUCCAGGGCUGCCCAAACAAAAGUUACCCCGACUCGGAGUUUACGAAUCGACCUCGCAAGCGGUUUUUCAGCUUCCCCAAGGACCAGGCCCGGGUUAAAGUGUGGCUCGCCGCUCUCAGAGAGACGGACAAAGUUCCUUCGGAGGAGCACCGGAUCUGCGAGGACCACUUUCUGAAAGAUCAUAUCACACAGCACGGGAUCAGCGAAGAUGCCAUUCCUAUUAUGCCCCCAUAUCUGGACGGGACGCUGGCUUUGCCUGCUGAAUCUGAAGAGCUCGCCGACCUGUCGGACGUGGACGAUUUGCAGAAUGACUACAAUGGAGACAGAGUUGAUGAGGACCAGACGUGGGAGAAUGAGGCCUGUGAAGGUUUUGAGGACGACGCUGAGAAUAACCACAUAAAAACUGAAGAAGAGGCUGACCCAAAAGACAGUAUUCCCAAAACGAAAGGCAACAGACCACCACCCUCCUCGCAGACAAAGUACAGGUGUGACGUAUCACUGGGGCGGCUCACCAAGCGCUUCAUGGACCUCCUGUACAUGGCUCCAGAGGGUGUGCUGGACCUCAACGAGGCGGCCCGGCUGCUCGGAGCACGUAAGAGGCGGGUCUACGAUGUCACCAACGUGCUGAGUGGCAUCCAGCUCAUCAAGAAACGGACCACCAACCAGAUCCAAUGGGUUGGUUCCAUUCCUACCAGUGAGUUGCCCAGCCAGUGGCUUCUGAAGCUGAGGGAAGAGCUGCUGAACCUGACAGCUGUGGAAGAAGCCCUGGAUGAGCUCAUAAAGGACUGCGCUCACCAGCUCUUCUCCCUGACAGAUCAGAAGGACAUUACUGACUCAGCCUAUGUGACACAUGAGGACAUCUGCAGGAUCAAGGCUUUCCAGGACCAGGUGAUCAUUGCGAUCAGAGCUCCUGAGGAAACCAAGCUGGAGGUCCCUGCUCCCAGGGAGGAUAGCAUACAGAUCCGCUUGAAAAGCUCAAAAGGCCCAAUCAACGUGCUGCUGUGUGAGACAGAUGGGAUCGACGGGAGCCAGGGGGCAGUGGGGACUGAGUCGGGCCACUUCAUGUCUCUGGAAAAUGGCAGGAUUCAUGUGACAGCCCUCCAAGCAGACUCCUCCCAUUGAUGUGUGCAUGGCACCAAAGGGAGCUUCUCUUCUGCUGUAGGAAUCUCCAAACCCUACAGAUACCAAGUAACACUAAACAGCCUAUUUUCAAUCUGGACUUCUCAUUGUCAAGGAACCCUCAUUCUUGGAGAAGUGGAUUGCUGUUCUUUUGGAAAUUGAAUGACAACAAAUCAAUGGACCAGACCCCAUGGUUUACAUACUUGAGAUUUUAAGAAUGGUCAGAUGAUCGUACAAAGAUUUAUUUUUAUAUUUAUAUAAUAUAUGUAUGUAUAUGUAUAUAUAUGUAUGUAUAUGUAUAUAUAUGUAUGUAUAUGUAUAUAUAUGUAUGUAUAUAUAAUGAGAAAAACAACAUUGUGGUUUGCUUUGCUGCAUUGCCGAAUGCCUUCGGUUUCCUUGUUCAAGUUACGUGAUGGAAAGUGGUAGCUGGAAUAUUUCGCAGAUCAAGGUGGUGGCCUGUCUGUUCCCUCCAGUUCAGUGUAGUUUAUCUGAUCAGGCAUUGCCGUAAUCGUACACAUGCAAGUCACCUCCCCACUCGCUGUUAGUUAUGGAUUUGUAUCGAAACAAGUGAAAAAUCAUUUGAAACCACUAGUGUAAUUUACUGCAAAUUCUUAAUUCUGCUUUAUAUAUUUUAAUGUAACCCUAAAGGGCUGCUUGUUAGUUUUAAAUGUACCACCGGAAUUUUAUGCCAAGGCCAGUGGGACCUAUAAAGGUUUCGCAGGGAAUGCUGAAUGAACCAAUGUUGUUUGUGUUUUGAAUUGAGUCUAAUGGUUUGCAUCAAGGGUAUGUGUCAUUGGUCUGGUGCACCGAGUGGAAAUGCCCGUAUAGCUCAUCCUUACUUUAUCACCCAUGCCAUUUAAUAUCAAUAACUGAAUUUACAAUGUGAUUUGCCCCUAUUUUGUUAUUCCUUCUGUAAUGCUUUAUAAUAUGAGCUUCAGAGCGUUGUUUUUUCCCAACGCUUUAACAAAAAAUUUGACUUGUCUGCCA
Brienomyrus brachyistius is the source of this 3378-nucleotide messenger RNA. RefSeq names its product E2F transcription factor 6 (gene e2f6). The record is from RefSeq and is a predicted model, not a curated record. The transcript has 8 exons. Gene Ontology annotation, molecular function: DNA-binding transcription factor activity, RNA polymerase II-specific; RNA polymerase II cis-regulatory region sequence-specific DNA binding; protein dimerization activity. Gene Ontology annotation, biological process: regulation of transcription by RNA polymerase II. Gene Ontology annotation, cellular component: RNA polymerase II transcription regulator complex. Lineage: Eukaryota; Metazoa; Chordata; Actinopteri; Osteoglossiformes; Mormyridae. The coding region runs from base 1258 to 2394 and encodes 378 amino acids.